This is a messenger RNA of Condylostylus longicornis, 1261 nucleotides long. RefSeq names its product translation initiation factor eIF-2B subunit beta-like. The coding region runs from base 117 to 1187 and encodes 356 amino acids. The transcript is spliced from 6 exons. The record is from RefSeq and is a predicted model, not a curated record. Lineage: Eukaryota; Metazoa; Arthropoda; Insecta; Diptera; Dolichopodidae. Gene Ontology annotation, molecular function: guanyl-nucleotide exchange factor activity; translation initiation factor activity. Gene Ontology annotation, cellular component: eukaryotic translation initiation factor 2B complex. Gene Ontology annotation, biological process: translational initiation.
AGUUUUCAUGCAGCCGAUUGAUAGUGCUUGAUAUUUUAAAAAAAAGUGAGUGAAUGUAGUCACAUCUUAAUACACAAGCGGAUAUAAAUUCAUAGCCAUUUAAUACAGAUAUAAAUAUGAAUUUAAUCGAUUUCGAAAAAAUAAACCCUGAGGCGAUUUUGCUUAUUCAUAACAUUAAAAUUGGAAAGUUAAAGGGAUCGUUUGACAUCGCACAUCAAGCAUUGCAAAUUUUAAAAAAUGUUAUUAAUAGUUAUCAGUGGAAAAAUGCACAAGAGUUAUUGGAAACAAUUCGCUUGCAUGGGGAAGUAUUAGUUUCUUCUCUACCCAACGAAGUUGUAUUAGCCAACAUUACUAGAAGGAUUUUAAAAGUGAUUCGUGAUGAAUUUAUUUUGCUACAAAUUAAGAUCAACCAGUAUUCAGACGAUGCACAAACUUGUUUGUCACUUCAUAAAUUAGUCAAACAAAAUAGUGACUUCGAGUUUAAUUUGGAUUUUACUACUCCACAAAUUGGCUUGAAAAAACAUAUAAUUGACCAUAUUCAGGAAAUUGAAACUGAAUUGGAAACUAGUUCAGAUAAUAUUUCAGUGCAAGCUAAGGAGCAUGUUCAUUCUUCUGAAGUUAUAUUAACUAUUGGUCUUUUUCAUAGUGUUGAGAAUUUUUUAAAAAAAGCUAUUAAAGAACGUCAGUAUUUAACAAUAAUUAUAGCGGAAUGUGCACCUUAUUGUGAAGGUCAUAAUUUGGCAGCUAAUAUUGCAGCUCCAAAUGUAGAUGUGGUUGUCAUUCCAGAUUCAUCAAUUUUUGCAAUGAUGUCGCGGGUAAACAAAGUUAUAAUAGGUACGCACUGUGUGUUAGCUAACGGUGGCUUAAGAGCAUCCUGUGGUUCUUAUACAGUGGCUUUGGCUGCAAAACAUUACUCAGUCCCAGUGAUUGUUCUUGCUCCCAUGUACAAGCUAUCGGCAAUGUAUUUACGCAGUUAUGAACAAGACGCAUUCAAUUUAGUUGGUCCCGCUGGGAGUGUGAUUGAAUGCAAUUCUUUGGGACCUAAUAUCUCUAGAACAUUUAGCCCAAUUUUCGAUUAUGUUCCUCCUGAAUUAGUUACACUUUUCAUAUCUAAUAUGGGCGGUCACUCACCUUCAUAUGUGUACAGAUUAUUGACAGAGUUGUAUCAUCCGGAGGAUAAAAUAUAGUUUCAAAACAGUUAAAAUUUUAUUACAAAAAUUUGACGGUUUAAUCGUAAAUAAAGAAUUUUAAUACACAUGCA